AGGACUGGGCACAACAUGUCUCCAUCCGACGACGGCGAGGAAACCCUCGCCGCGCUCAUAGAACUGUCUAGAACGCCGGAGGGCCGGGAGGGUCUCACCGACGUGCUCAUCGACACCCUCUUCCUCCUCCCGGCCUCCCCGCCGCGCCUCUUGCUCCUCCGCCUACGCCUCCUCCGCAACCUCCUCGCCGGCGAUGAGCUCAACCACUACGCCUUCAUCGAGCACUCCGGCCCCGCCGCCGUCGCCGCCUCCGUGCUCUCCUUCCCCUCGCUCGCCCCCGACGUGGCGCGCGCCGCGCUCCAGGCGCUCGGGAACGCCGCGCUCGCCGGGGAGCUCCACCGCGACGCCGUCUGGCAGGCGCUCUUCCCUGAGGCGCUGCGGGUGUUCGCGGGGCUCAGGGACCAGGGAGUCCUGGAUCCCCUGUGCAUGGUUCUCGACACGUGCUGCGGCGGGGAAGGCGGUCGCGGGAGGCUCCAGGAGCUGUGUCACGAGGAGCUGGGCCUGCCAAUCCUCGUCCAAGCUGUCACUACGGCGUCACAAGUGGAGCACAAGGAAGAGUGGUUAGAGUGGCUUCUGUUCAAAGUCUGUGCUGAGGAGCAGAAGUUUGAGAGCUUGUUCUAUGCCUUAUGCUCUGCUAAUGAUGUGGGCGAGUAUAAUGCUAAGCAUAUUUUUCUUCUGGAUACGUUGUCAAGGUGUUUGAAUAGCCAUCCCGAAGAAGUUACCGUCUCAGACAGUUUUGCACAUGAUGUUUUUAAUCUACACAAGCAUGCUGCUGAAACUGUGAAUUUUACUUACCGAGGUACCUCCCCUCUUCCAACCGGGCACCCUGCAAUCGAUGUCCUUGGAUAUACACUGCAGCUCCUGAGGGACAUCUGUGCCUGGGAAUCCACCUCAGCAGAUACUCAACGCCCUGUUGACUCACUAUUGCAGGCUGGCUUUGUAAAGCGCCUUCUGAGAUACCUAGGUGAGCUUGAGCCACCAAGUACAAUCAGAAAAUCAAUGGCAGGAGCAGGAGGACAAGGAGAUAACCAUCCAGCUCUUGAAAAUGCAAAGGUCUGCCCAUACAUUGGUUACAGGAGAGAUUUGGUUGCAGUCAUUGCUAAUUGCUUACACAGAAGGAAGAAGGUGCAGGAUGAGAUUAGGCAGUUAGAUGGGAUCAUGUUGCUGCUGCAGCAAUGCGUCAUCGAUGAAGAUAAUCCAUACUUGAGGGAGUGGGGUCUUCUAGCUGUUAAGAACUUGCUUGAAGAAAAUGAAGAAAAUCAAAAGGAGGUUUCUGAACUUGAGAUGCAAAAACCUGUUAUAACUCCAGAGAUUGCUAACAUAGGUCUCAAGGUGGAGAUAGACAAGGAAACAGGUCGUCCGAAACUAGUCAAUACUUCUGAUACCUGAACUCUGACUACAGGCACUGCCACAAUCAAAGUUAAUGUUGAUGCUGUCUGUGGCUAGGAAUACAUGUGCUUAGGGGUGACAAUGGACUCUAAAUUUUACACUAUAAGAUUUAAGGAUCGGAUCGAAUUAGGAUUGGGUCAUAUUUGUAUUUAUUUUUGAAGUAAAAUUUAUUUAGGGCUCUACCAUUUUACGAAGAAGCAUUUGGAUCGCGAUCCAUUACCACCCCUACAUGUGCUACCUUCUGGUUGAAAAAGUCUGCAAUGUACUCUGAUGAUGAAGGUCUUUUGUAUAUAUGGUGGUUAUGAACUUAUGAUUGAGAAAACAGAAUUUUGC
Zea mays is the source of this 1722-nucleotide messenger RNA. RefSeq lists its product as uncharacterized. Lineage: Eukaryota; Viridiplantae; Streptophyta; Magnoliopsida; Poales; Poaceae. The record is from RefSeq and is marked validated. Gene Ontology annotation, cellular component: cytosol.